Messenger RNA from Emiliania huxleyi CCMP1516, 1116 nucleotides. RefSeq lists its product as hypothetical. Gene Ontology annotation, biological process: double-strand break repair via homologous recombination. NCBI's taxonomy places the organism in Eukaryota, Haptophyta, Isochrysidales, Noelaerhabdaceae. The record is from RefSeq and is a predicted model, not a curated record. Gene Ontology annotation, molecular function: 3'-5' DNA helicase activity; ATP binding; four-way junction helicase activity. The transcript is spliced from 6 exons. Bases 1 to 1116 code for a protein of 371 amino acids. Gene Ontology annotation, cellular component: chromosome; nucleus; cytoplasm.
AUGGCGACUCGACCCCUCCCCGCCGACCCCGACGCCCUCGACGCCGCGAACGAGCGCUGGUUCCACGGUGCGCCUCUCCGUCCCCUCCAGCGCCAGGCGAUCGAGUGCUCGCUGAGCGGCCGCGACGUCCUCCUCCUCAUGCCGACCGGCGGGGGCAAGAGCCGCACGUUCCAGCUCGCCUCGCUCGCCACCCCGGGGAUCACUGUGGUGGUGGUGCCGCUGCUCGCGCUGAUGCGCGACCAGCGCGACGCGCUCGACUCGCUCCGCGCGGCGGCGGCGGCCGCUGUGGCUGCGGCGGGGCGGCGGGGCGGCGCGCCCUCUCCCUCGGAGGGCGCGAAGCUCCUCUUUGUCACUCCCGAGCGGCUGCUGCAGUCGCUGUCGCUCGGCGGCGUGCUGCGCUCGCUCGCGUCUCGCGGGCUGCUGCAGCGGGUGGUGGUGGACGAGGCGCACUGCGUGGUGUCGUGGGGGUCCGACUUCCGACCCGAAUACGCCCGCCUCGGCUCUCUCCGCGCCGAUCUGCCCGGCGUCCCGAACCUUCUCCUAGGCGUCCCGUGGCUACUCCUGACCGCGACGCUGCCGCCCGCGCGCCGGCCUCUCCUGCUAGAGAGCCUAGGGCUCGACGCGUCGGGGGUGCGCGUGCUGGAGGGGAGCAUGGACCGGCCCCACCUCCGCUACGCCGCGGCGGCGGAAGCAGCGGCGGCGGCAGCGGAAGCAGCGGCGGCGGCGGCGGCGGCGGCGGCGGCGGCGGCGGCGGCGGCGGUUGCCGCUGCGCGAUCGUGUACUCGCGUGUGCGACGGGCUGGUGGAGCGGCGGGUGGCGGCCGCGUUUUACCACGCGCAGGUGGAGGGCGAGGUCAAGGAGGCGCUGCACCGCGACUGGCUGCAGGGUAGGGUGGAGGUCAUCGUCGCCACGUGCGCCUUUGGGAUGGGCGUGCACCACGGAGGCAUCUUCCACUACACGAUCCCCUCCUCGCUGACGGCGCUGGCGCAGGAGUGGGGGCGGGCCGGCCGGGAUGGGGAGGACGCGGAGUGCGUCCUCCUCUACUCGUACUCGGACAAGCAGCGGGUCAAGUCGUACGACGCGGGCCGACGGGACACGACCACGACACGUCCCUGA